GGUCGUGCAGCGCGGAUCGGAACAGUUUGCCUUGCGGUGUGCGUAAGAGUGCGGCGCCGCCAUGUCGCGGAAGCUGCUUAAGUUCCUCAUCCUGUUCGACAACACGAACCUACUCUACUUCCCCGGCCAGUUCCUGUCGGGGCGCGUGCUCAUGGAACUGGAAGAUGAGACACCUGCUCUGGGUCUGCACUUCCACGUGGUGGGCGAGGGCGUGGUGCGCCUGAAGGGAGCGCGCGCCGCACGCAUCUACGAGAGGGAGAGCUACAUAGACUUCCGCAUGCGCCUGCUCGGCGAACCAGGUCAGCGCGGCGCCGUAAUGCUGUCUGCGGGCAUCCACAGCUUCCCGUUCAAGCUGGGCCUGCCGCUGGGGCUGCCCUCGACGUUCCUGGGCCAACACGGCUGGGUGCAGUACUUCUGCAAGGCGGCGCUGCGCCAGCCCUCCGGCCUCACGCACAAGAACCAGCAGGUCUUCAUCGUCAUGAACCCCAUAGACCUCAACCUCGAGCCCGCCGCCCUCGCCGAGCCGUUCCAGUGCGAGGUGGAGCACCAGCUGGGCGUGCGCUGCCUCAACUCGGGGCCCGUCGUUUGCCGCGUCUCGCUGGACCGCGGCGGGUACGUGCCCGGCGAGACCAUCGGCAUCUCGGCCAGCGUGCACAACCGGAGCCGCGUCACCAUCAGCUCCACAAAGGCCUGCCUCACCGAGACAAUCCAGUAUGUGUCACGCAAUAAAGUGGUGCAGACAGAAACUCGUGAGCUGGCAGCUCUGAGUCGCGGUAAGGUGCGGCCUGGGGACUCGGACGAGUGGCGCGGAGAGCAGCUGUACGUGCCGCCACUGCCGCCCACCAAUCUGCGUGGCUGCCACCUCAUCAACGUCCAGUAUGAUGUCUAUUUCAUCGUAGAACCAAAGAGCCUGGAUAAGGAGAUUAAGGUGCAACUACCCAUAAUGCUUGCCACCUAUCCAUUUAGAAAUCAAGAGGGCACACUGCAGCGUAAACAAGGCACCCACUAUCCAUCGACACUGCCCAUUUUCCGACCAUGGCUUGAAGAGAAGACAUUUGACUGAAAUAGCACUGGUAAAGACUGUGCUUGCAAAUUUGUCAUAAAUAACAAGUGCACCUCUUCUGAAGUCCUUCAUUUAUUGCUGUGAUGAGAUAUGUAGACCCAAGAGAUGUGUCUGUCUGUAGCAGUGCAGGUCACUGUACUAACUGUUUGCAAUGCUAGAAAGUUUCUACCCAUAGUAAAUGAUCUCUUGUAAUCAGUUUACUAGACAGAUUUUGAUUAGCAACUGGAGUGGAUGAAAUGUUUUUUCAAAGGCAGUUUGAGUAUUAUUGAUCAAAUGUUAAAAACACUAAGUAAUGUAACAAGAGUUAUUUAGAUGGAUAACUAAUAUUUAGUGGUUUAGCUUUAAAAACAAUACCAACAGAACAGCAUUAUCAUUUGUGAGAUCUGUUGUCUCAUGUACAUGUGAAUACACCUCCGUAAAUUCAUACGUAAAAAAAAAAAAAAAAACAUGUUCACAUUUAUGUUCUUAAUCCUAACUAAACAUGUAAUAAGUGAAAGUAUUUAUUGUACAAAGUAACUAUUCAUUUAUCAAGAAAAAAGUUGGACACAUUUAUUUAGUAUAUCUGUCCAUAUUAUUAGCAUCAUAGGACAGUGCCAUUAACUAUAAUAUUGACCUGUAACAACUAUCAUAUCACUGUAAUACUUAUAAACUAGUCUUCAGUCAUGAAUUC
Schistocerca cancellata (South American locust) is the source of this 1733-nucleotide messenger RNA. It is a transcript of the gene Vdup1, whose product is annotated as arrestin domain-containing protein 17. The transcript has 6 exons. The record is from RefSeq and is a predicted model, not a curated record. Gene Ontology annotation, biological process: protein transport. Gene Ontology annotation, cellular component: cytoplasm. NCBI's taxonomy places the organism in Eukaryota, Metazoa, Arthropoda, Insecta, Orthoptera, Acrididae. Bases 62 to 1063 code for a protein of 333 amino acids.